AUGAAGGAGACUCCGAUAUCGUUGUGUGAAAAGGGAUUCCUUUUAGAGCUCCGUGGGAGGGUCGAGAUUGCCUGGACUACAGUUGAAAUCACUUACGGGCUUGACUGGGGUUGUUGUCAAGUUAGGCUGGGUAAAACAAGAAUAUUGGCGCAGGUUUCUGCUCAAGUGGUUGAACCAAUGUUUACCCGACCCAACGAGGGGACUCUUCAAGUUAAUGUAGAGCUAACCUCUUUAGGGUCCCCCAGUUUUGAGGGUGGACGGGCUGGAGACCAAGGAGUAGAGCUGAGUCGACUAUUGGAGAGAACACUCAAGGAAUCAAGAUGUCUAGAUCUAGAAUCUUUAUGUAUUGUUUCAGAAGAAAAAGUUUGGGAAAUACGUCUUGAUAUCCAUGUUCUAAAUCAUGAAGGAAAUCUGUUUGAUGCUUCUAGUAUAGCAGGUACAGACGGCAAGAUGGUUCUGGGAGUAAAUGGAUACAGAGAGAUUUGUACCCUUCAUUUAGCUAGUCAGAUCCUGGUGGAGAAAAAUCUAGUUCUCCGACUCGCAACUACAGCUGCUGAGAGAGCUAAGAGAACCGUGGAUAAAAUUAAAGCUAGUCUUGCUCAGGAUGAAGAGGCGAGGAAGAACAAAGGAGCUCGGGGCUUCGCAGCCAAAACAAGAAACAAUUCUAUCCUUAACAAUUCUACUCCGAGAAGUAUGUUUGAUUUUACUCGUGUUGUCCCUCUUGCCAGAGCUGUGGUAAAGAACUCUAAACCUCAGAAAACAACUAAACAAAAACUAGGUAUAGAUGGAGAUGUGGUUGAUCUAGUUCCUGAAGGUAUGGAAGAGGAGGAUGGAGAGGACAAGGAGGACGAUGAGGACGAGUCCUCGGAUGCUGAUUCAGAUUGCGAGGUUACAUCCGUGAAAACUAAAGAAGAGCUUCUUCGGGAGAAGAUCAAGGAACAUAUAGACCUAGAGGAUAGUGAGGAGGAGGAGACAACUACCUUGACAUCAGUUUAAUUCAGAUGUAUGAGUUGUAGGAGUUGGUUUAAAAGAAGAAACCUAAACACGUGAAAUACAUUCAGAAAUCUACCGUUAAUUAAUCUUAUUCUAGUUACAACUAAAUGAUUUAGUAUGAUUUAAGAUUUCUACCUGAUUUUUUAUAUUUUUUUCUUGCAGAAAAA
Messenger RNA from Eurytemora carolleeae, 1160 nucleotides. RefSeq lists its product as uncharacterized. The coding region runs from base 1 to 996 and encodes 331 amino acids. Gene Ontology annotation, biological process: U5 snRNA 3'-end processing; nuclear polyadenylation-dependent mRNA catabolic process; U4 snRNA 3'-end processing. Lineage: Eukaryota; Metazoa; Arthropoda; Copepoda; Calanoida; Temoridae. The transcript is spliced from 12 exons. The record is from RefSeq and is a predicted model, not a curated record. Gene Ontology annotation, cellular component: cytoplasmic exosome (RNase complex); nuclear exosome (RNase complex).